This is a messenger RNA of Raphanus sativus (radish), 2803 nucleotides long. RefSeq names its product heat shock 70 kDa protein 14. Gene Ontology annotation, cellular component: cytosol; nucleus. Gene Ontology annotation, biological process: protein folding. The record is from RefSeq and is a predicted model, not a curated record. Bases 176 to 2626 code for a protein of 816 amino acids. Gene Ontology annotation, molecular function: ATP-dependent protein folding chaperone; ATP binding. The transcript is spliced from 10 exons. Lineage: Eukaryota; Viridiplantae; Streptophyta; Magnoliopsida; Brassicales; Brassicaceae.
AAGUUCGAGAACUCGAACCCCUGCUCCAUAAAACCCUCUCUCGUUGUCUUCCUCUCGUUACUCUCAUUCAGAUUCUCCGCUGCGACGCCAAAAACUCAAACCUAAAAGCAAAAAAAGCUCUCAGAACCCAAACCCCUCUCGCCGAUCUCCAGGUUUUUUUGAACAAAGCUUGAGAAUGAGUGUGGUCGGGUUUGAUUUCGGUAACGAGAACUGUCUCGUCGCUGUCGCGAGACAAAGAGGGAUCGACGUUGUCCUCAACGAUGAGUCAAACCGCGAGACACCCGCCAUUGUGUGCUUUGGAGAGAAGCAGCGUUUCAUCGGGACCGCAGGAGCAGCCUCCACCAUGAUGAACCCUAAGAACUCAAUCUCCCAGAUCAAGCGCCUCGUGGGUCGUCAGUUCUCGGACCCUGAGCUGCAGAGAGACAUCAAGUCUCUGCCUUUCUCCGUCACUGAAGGACCAGACGGGUACCCUUUGAUCCACGCCUCUUAUCUGGGUGAGAAGAGGGCGUUUACUCCCACUCAGGUGAUGGGGAUGAUGUUGUCUAACUUGAAAGGGAUUGCUGAGAAGAAUCUGAACGCAGCUGUGGUGGACUGCUGUAUCGGUAUUCCGGUUUACUUCACGGAUCUGCAGAGGAGAGCUGUUCUUGAUGCUGCGACUAUUGCUGGUUUGCACCCUUUGCAUUUGAUCCAUGAGACGACGGCGACGGCGUUGGCGUAUGGGAUUUACAAGACGGAUUUGCCGGAGAGUGAGCCGCUUAACGUUGCUUUCAUUGACAUUGGUCAUGCGAGUAUGCAGGUGUGUAUUGCUGGGUUCAAGAAGGGACAGCUCAAGGUCUUGUCUCAUGGUUUUGAUCGGUCUCUGGGAGGGAGGGACUUUGAUGAGGUUCUUUUUAAUCACUUUGCUGCCAAGUUCAAGGAGGAGUACAAGAUUGAUGUCGCUCAGAACGCUAAGGCGAGUCUCAGGCUCAGGGCUGCGUGCGAGAAGCUGAAGAAGGUGCUGAGUGCUAACCCUGUGGCGCCGUUGAAUAUUGAGUGUUUGAUGGAUGAGAAGGAUGUUAGGGGUGUGAUCAAGAGGGAGGAGUUUGAAGAGAUCAGCGUACCUAUCUUGGAGCGUGUCAAGAGGCCUUUGGAGAAAGCUCUCGCUGAUGCUGGGCUCUCGGUUGAAGAUGUACAUAUGGUUGAGGUUGUUGGCUCUGGAUCUCGUGUCCCUGCUAUUAUCAAGAUCCUGACUGAGUUUUUCGGUAAGGAGCCAAGGCGUACGAUGAAUGCAAGUGAGUGUGUGUCGAGGGGAUGUGCCUUGCAGUGUGCAAUCCUCAGUCCCACCUUCAAAGUCCGUGAGUUCCAGGUUCAUGAGAGCUUCCCCUUCUCCAUUUCACUGGCGUGGAAAGGAGCAGCCGCUGAUGCUCAAAAUGGAGGAGCUGAGAAUCAGCAGAGCACCAUUGUUUUCCCCAAAGGAAAUCCAAUUCCUAGUGUCAAGGCUCUAACAUUUUACCGCUCUGGGACAUUCUCUGUCGAUGUGCAGUACAGUGAUGUGACUGACUUGCAAGCGCCUCCAAAGAUCAGCACAUACACGAUUGGUCCCUUCCAGUCAUCCAAAGGCGAGAGGGCAAAGGUUAAGGUGAAAGUGAGAUUGACCCUUCACGGAAUUGUCUCUGUUGAAGCAGCAACUCUUUUGGAGGAGGAAGAAGUUGAAGUUCCGGUCACAGAGCAGAUGGACACUGACAAAGCUUCCGGUGAAACUGAUGUUAACAUGCAAGACGCCAAGGAAACCAGUGAUGCAGCUGGCGCUGACAAUGGUGUUCCCGAGUCUGCUGAUAAGCCAGUGCAAAUGGAAACCGACUCAAAGGCGGAGGCUCCUAAGAAGAAGGUGAAGAAAACAAAUGUACCGCUCUCUGAAUUGGUAUACGGCGCCUUGCAAUCAGUGGACGUCCAAAAGGCUGUAGAGAAAGAAUAUGAGAUGGCUCUGCAAGACAGAGUUAUGGAGGAGACUAAGGACAAGAAGAAUGCUGUCGAGUCAUAUGUUUAUGAUAUGAGAAACAAACUGAGUGACAAAUACCAUGAGUACAUAACGGAGUCAGAGAGGGAGGCUUUCCUAGCGAAGCUCCAGGAAGUAGAGGAUUGGUUGUAUGAAGACGGAGAAGAUGAAACUAAAGGUGUUUAUGUCGCAAAGCUUGAGGAGCUGAAGAAGGUGGGUGACCCAGUUGAAAUGCGGUUCAAGGAGUCGCAGGAGAGAGGGACGGUCAUUGGACAGCUUGGUCACUGUGUUAACAGCUACAGAGAGGCAGCUGUCUCGAAUGAUUCCAAGUUUGACCACAUUGAACUAGAAGAGAAGCAAAAGGUGUUGAACGAGUGUGUGGAAGCAGAAGCGUGGAUGAGGGAGAAGCAGCAGCAGCAGGAGGCACUUCCCAAGUACGCAACACCAGCUUUCCUGUCAGCUGACGUUACAAAGAAGGCUGAGGCGCUGGACAAGUUCUGCAGGCCUAUAAUGACCAAACCAAAGCCGGUUGCGAAACCGGAAGCACCACCAGCUAAGGCGGCUGAUGAGGAGAAGAGUGAGCCACAGCCAGAACCGGCCUCUGGUGAAGAACCAAUGGAGACUGAGAAGCCUACCGAAGAUAGUGCCUAAGAGAUGAUGGUGCUGUGUAUCGAUUUUGUUUUUAAUUUCUUGUUUCCCCCCAAAAGAAUCUUAUAUUGAAACUCUCUUUUCUUUGCGGUUACAGUUUUCAGGAAGUAUUAUUUUCUCUUUGUGUUUUCUUUAUAAACUAUUUAUCGUGUGUGAGAUGAGUAUUUGUUCUACUUGUUA